GAUCAACAAGAAGCGGCAGAGGAUUGUGGAGGUGUACUGAGGGACGCUUUGUCGGAGUACUGGGAGGACUUUUAUCUGAUGAACACAACCGGUGGGAACGUGAAAGUGCCGUUUUUUUCGGGACAUGAUGAAGAAGGAAGAUUGGCAAGCCUGUGCGAAAGUGCUGGUAAUGGCAUACAAGCAGGAGGGAUACUUUCCAUAAAAGCUGGCACAACCUUUCCUGUUGUUCACUAUUGCGACGACAACGAGCACCGCUCGCUUCUCCCUAUACCUUUUUGGAGUACGUGCGUGACUCUGAAAGGGAGCUGCUCGAAGAUGCUAUGCAAAACUUCAAUGAGGUCGACAAAGAUGAACUGCUUGACAUACUGGAAAUCUACAAAGUCCAGAAACAUGUCAGGAACGACAACAUCAAGCACAUAUUGGAGGAUGCAGCACACAGAACCAUCAUUGAAGCUAGCUCUUACAUCUGCAGAUGUUGGCAUGCAUUGUUCGUCAUCAACGAGCUCAGACCCGUCUUGAGAGCCAACUUGGCAGAUGUGUGCAAGCAGGCACUUCCAACCGACACCAUCAUCCUGCCCAACCCAGCUACCGAAGCCGAAAGAAACACUGGUAAACUUCUACUGAAAUACGUCAGAAGCCUUUCAUCUGAGAAGCUGGCAGCCUUCCUGAGAUAUACCACAGGAGCCAACCUCAUGCUGGGACGGAAGAUCACAGUCAGGUUCGUGCAACAGACAGACUUUGAGAGACGCCCCGUGGCCCACACGUGUGGAUACCUGCUGGAGUUAGCACCAAUCUUCAAGGACUAUACCGAGUUUCGAUCGGAGUUUAAUGCAGUCCUGGAUGCGAAGAUCUGGGUUAUAUUGUGUAUGGCACACGACGUCGUGUGAAUCUAGUGGCCUGGUUGUCUGAUAGUCAUUGUAUGCCUCACGUGGGCAGUUUUACAUCCAGCCGAUAAUAGGCCGUGCCACACGGUAAUGAACUCUAAAAUCGUGACCGAGAUAACUUCGAGCUGAUGCUUUGAUUCUCUCUCAGCAUACAAACUUACAAGAAGUAACUAAACUAUUUUGAUAAAUUAUAGGUCCACCGGCACCAAGUCACUCCGUGAGGUUGGGGUUGGGGUUGGGACACAUUUUUUUUUUUACAUUUACAGCUUUUACUGAAAUUAUAAGGGGCCAUGUUAUGUAUGUGAAUUACUAUUGGUAGUGUUGUGACUAUUUUAGCUGAUUUAAAAUGUUUCCGACACCCUACUAAGCAUUUUAUGUUAUACUUUCGUUAAAACCGGUUUACCGAAGUAACAGCCCCAAAAGUGUGCGAUGGGUUAGACCGGUAAGCGACUCUUUGUGUUAUGUGUACAAAAUUCCCUUUAUGUGCCAGGCUCGUAUACGGGAA
Patiria miniata (bat star) is the source of this 1389-nucleotide messenger RNA. RefSeq lists its product as uncharacterized. The transcript has 2 exons. Bases 321 to 887 code for a protein of 188 amino acids. NCBI's taxonomy places the organism in Eukaryota, Metazoa, Echinodermata, Asteroidea, Valvatida, Asterinidae. Gene Ontology annotation, molecular function: ubiquitin-protein transferase activity. The record is from RefSeq and is a predicted model, not a curated record.